AUGGCGACUACUAUAGAAUACCUCAGCCCUAGUAUAAAGGAGGCUGGUAAAACCGAUCAGGCUUUAUUGACCAAUCACAAGCCAGAACCACACGUCGGGGCCAGUCCAUCCGAGUUCAUGACGCUGGCUACGCCCCUCAUUGUAGUUUGCUCCUCGGUUGUGUCCUUCUCUGGUUGGCUGCUUAUCUUCCUCGUAUGCCAUUGGCACACAGAGACAGAGACUAGGCUGAAGCCAGGGUGGUCCAAUGUCUCCUCCCACACACACCGCUACACUCCCUUACCCCAAGAAGAAAGCUGUCCCCAGCUUCUGGUUUGGUUUCCCGCACUGUUGAUUAUUGAUAAAAUAUCCAGUUUGACGCUGCCCGACACCCAACGUCUUGCAGGAUAG
Molecule: messenger RNA, 387 nt
Organism: Mesocestoides corti
Lineage: Eukaryota; Metazoa; Platyhelminthes; Cestoda; Cyclophyllidea; Mesocestoididae
Source: the annotation of a GenBank genome assembly